AUGCCUGAAAUCAAAGUUGGUGACUACCUCUUCCGCCGUCUUCAUGAGCUCGGCAUCCGCUCAGUCUUUGGCGUUCCAGGAGACUACGAACUCGCUCUUCUGGAUCUCGUCACCGACAACGAUCUCGCCUGGAAAGGCAACCCCAAUGAACUCAUCUCUUCUUACGCUGCAGAUGGCUACGCUCGCGUCCGUGGUGCGGGAGCCUUUGUUACCACCUUUGGGCCUGGUGAACUCUCUGCCUACUGCGGUAUGGCCGGUCACUAUGCGGAAUUUGUUCCUGUUGUACAUAUCGUUGGCUACCCGGCUGUCGAUGCAGUUCGCAACAAGAGAAUCAUGCACCACAGUCUUGGCAACGGAAAGUUCGACAUGUAUGAGAAUAUGGCUAAGAACAUCACUGCUGCAACUGUUGUGAUCAAUUAUGCCCCUACUGCGGCCCAGGAGAUCGAUGAAACGCUUAGCACCAUGAUGCGUGAGAGCCGACCCGUCUAUAUCGGGCUCAGCGUCGAUAUUGCGUACGAAAUGAUCGAUGCCGAGGGCCUCAACGUCCCAAUUCCUAUCAAGCUGCUUCCAAACGAUCCAGCUCUCGAGGAGAGUGUUGUUGAAGAGAUCGAAAGGCUGAUGGAAAGAUCGAGCAAUCCAGCUAUCAUUGUUGAUGGAGGCAAGUCCAAAAGGGCUGUGCGCCACGGUGUACUCAAUGAAUCGCAUGAGCUGAUCAAGUUGACCAACUUCCCAACUUUUACUACCGCCAUGGGCAAAGGAGGUCUUGAUGAAGCCAUUCCCCAGUUCGCUGGUGUCCACUCUGGCGCUGGUACUCUGCCCGCCGUUAGAGAGGCGCUGGAAUCUUCCGAUAUGGUCAUUUGGAUCGGCAACUAUCCAUCUGAUUUCAACACGGGAGAGUUUACCACUGUUGUUAACAAGGAUGCUGUUAUUAUUGACCUCCAAAGAUUCGCUGUUUGGAUCGGCAAGACGCAGUACCCGGUCUCCAUGAAGCUUGUUCUUCAACGCCUCGUGGAUUCGCUUCGUUCGAUGCCAGUUUCCAUGGCUUCACGAUGUGUCACUUGGGACCCAUAUCCAAAGUUCAACUUCCAGGCCAACGACGGCCUCAAGCAAGAUUUCCUCUGGGGCGCACUCAGCUCCUUCUUUCUCCCAGGUGAUGUGAUCAUUGGCGAGACCGGCACCUCCGCUUUUGGUCUGUGCGAUACCAAACUCCCCAGCGGUGUGAUGAUGUUCAACCAGACCGUAUAUGGAAGCAUUGGGUAUGCUACCGGUGCCAUUGUUGGGGUUGGUCAGGCUAUCAAGGAAAGCGAAGGAAAGUGGAAGAGGCCUAUCCUGGUCACUGGAGAAGGCUCCAUGCACCUCACUAUUCAGGCACUGGCAGACAUGCUGCGGUGGGACCUCAAACCAAUCAUAUUCGUGCUCAACAAUGGCGGAUACACAGUUGAGCGUCUGAUCCAUGGCAAGGAAGCCUUUUAUAAUGAGGUCGCAGUUCUGGACUAUUCCAUGCUCGGCAAGACUUUCGGACCCGUAUUCGAAUCCAAGUACCACGGCCCUAUCAAGACUUGCGGGGAGCUAUCACCACUCCUUGAGGACCCCAAGUUUGGCAAUGUAGGCUGCCUUGAGUUGGUCGAACUUGUCUUGCCUCCCCUCGACGCACCCUCUGCUGUCAUCAAGACUGGUGCUGCUAUCGAUGCUUUCAAUAAAGCUAAGGCCAAGGCUGAGCAGGGACCUGGUGGACUCCAGGGUGCUUAA
Molecule: messenger RNA, 1749 nt
Organism: Fusarium fujikuroi IMI 58289
Lineage: Eukaryota; Fungi; Ascomycota; Sordariomycetes; Hypocreales; Nectriaceae
Product: probable PDC1-Pyruvate decarboxylase, isozyme 1
Exons: 6
Coding region: 1-1749 (582 amino acids)
Molecular function (GO): carboxy-lyase activity; thiamine pyrophosphate binding; magnesium ion binding
Source: RefSeq, a predicted model, not a curated record